CAGUCAGUCUCCCUCCAGCAGUGAUAUAGGGAACACGUACAAUUUUCACAGCUCACGCACACACGCACACACACACACACACACACACACACACACACACACACACACAGUUGCAAUGUGUAGAUCUGCGUGUGCGUGUGUUUGUGUGUGUCUCACCAAUAUGGAUUUGAAGGCAAUUAUCAACAAAAACACGCAAGAGAUAGAACGUUUAGUCCAGUCCGACCUUGAUCUUGGGCAACCCAUACGUGGCACCACCGCCUUGUCCCUCGCAGUGUACAGGGGUGACCUUCAGGCUGUCACGUGUUUGUUGCAAGCAGGGGCGCCCGUUAACAGAAGGAGUAAGGACCAUCUAGACAGACUGGAAACCCCACUCAUCUCUUCCAUUAGGCUGGGGCACUGGGACAUCUUUGAGACACUAGUGAGAAAUGGCGCAGCGCUUCAUCUUCGGGACUUCUACAACCAGACGCCAUUGUGGUUCGCAGUGAAGGAACAGCGGUUUACCUUCGUGAAACACCUGUUGGCCUCAGGGGCGCCUAUAAUGUACACUAAAGCUGCUGAAAACCCCUUGAACCUAGCCAUGCAAUACUUGAGCUACAGGGGCCGCAGGGAGUUGGUACUGGAAUUAAUAGCAGCGGGUGUACCAGUUAACCAAGAGGAUUUUAGAGGUCACAGUCCUCUUUACUGGGCGUACACCCACUGUGACCUCCCAGUGUUCAGACUUCUACUGCAAGCUGGGGCCACACUGAGACCUCAUGAGUGGCUAGCGGACUUAAACUCAAAUUCAGCCAAUGAGAGUGCUGGGACGGACUGGCGGUUUGACGAGGCGGUUUCUGAUUGGUUAAGAGACGAGAUAGCCACGCCCCCUUCACUCCUCCGCCAAUCACGGUGCUUCCUUCGCGGUUACUUGAUGAAAAUGCACUGUACUGAUGUUAGGCCGCUCUUAAAAGCCCUGACGCUCCCCCCUGCCUCCCCCUCCCACACCCCCUGCUGGAUUAUCUUUUUCUACGUCCUCACAUCGCCCACGCCGCGGAAACUCCCCCAAAAGUGAUUGAGAGUAGGCAACCCCCACCCAUCCCCUUGUGAGAGAGAGAGAGAGUGAACCAGUGAACCAGUGGGCCGUGUUGGUGGUUCGAAUCUCUGGGCUUCGAGUCGUUUAAGCGUCCGAAACCUUUGCUACCUCAGUAAUGCGGAGACGGAAAGAGUGAAAAUAAGUGAAAUAAAAAGGAAAAUGGGGUAAUUAAUGAUACGAAGAAGACGAAAAUGGAAAAUAAGUCAAAUAAAGGAAAUUGAGAUAGCUGGUAAUAAUAAUAAGACGAGAAAAAUUAAAAUAAAUGAGAUGAAAAAGCAAAUGGGGUGAUUAGUGAUGCGAAGACGACGAAAAUGGAAAAUAAAUCAAAUAAAGAAGGAAAUACUAGGAAGAAAUGAUGAUGAUGAUAAUAAUAAAUAAAUAAUGAAAGGAAGGAAGGAAGGAAACAGAAAAAAACAAGGAAAAUAAUGAAGAAAAAAGAAUAAUAAUGAAGGAAAUGAGAAUAACUGUAAUAAAUCAAAAUAAAUAAAGAAAUGGAAGAGAGAAAUGAAGAAAAUUAAUAAAAACGAAGAAAAACGAAGAAAAUAACGGAAAAAACUGAAUAAAUUGAAUGAAUGUUGAAUAAUUUAAUAAAAAAAAAUUAAAAAAAUAUUAAAAAAUUCAGAUUAUCUCAAAAAAUGAAGAGAAAAUAAAUAAAUAAAUAAAUAAAUAAAUAAAUACAAGGUUUUAAUACAUAGAAUACAAAAAAAUACAUAAAAAAUAAUAAUAAAACAACAAAAUACGUGUGUUUUAAUUGAGUUUGUUGUUGUGAUAUAUUUAAUAAUCUAUCUAUCUAUCUAUCUAUCUAUCUAUCUAUCUAUUUAUAUUUUCGUAACUAAGGAUGAGUCAACUUCUAGUCAUUUCUGUGUGUGUGUGUGUGUGUGUGUGUGUGUGUGUGUGUGUGUGUGUGUGUGUGUGUGUGUGUGUGUGUGUGUGUGUGUGUGUGUGUGUCAUAAUCAAAAUAU
Scylla paramamosain (green mud crab) is the source of this 2031-nucleotide messenger RNA. RefSeq names its product protein TANC2-like. The transcript has 4 exons. Bases 116 to 1048 code for a protein of 310 amino acids. Gene Ontology annotation, molecular function: protein binding. The record is from RefSeq and is a predicted model, not a curated record. NCBI's taxonomy places the organism in Eukaryota, Metazoa, Arthropoda, Malacostraca, Decapoda, Portunidae.